Truncatella angustata is the source of this 1239-nucleotide messenger RNA. RefSeq lists its product as uncharacterized. The transcript has 4 exons. The record is from RefSeq and is a predicted model, not a curated record. The coding region runs from base 1 to 1239 and encodes 412 amino acids. Lineage: Eukaryota; Fungi; Ascomycota; Sordariomycetes; Amphisphaeriales; Sporocadaceae.
AUGGCCAAUGUUACCGCAAACCGUGGGCCUCAGCUCAUGGCCAUCGACUACACAUUCGUGAUCCUCGCUUUCAUCACCAUUGUGUUAAGAUUCGGUGUUCGUGUAUUCCUUGUGAGAUCCUUCGGCCUUGACGACUGGCUUAUGGGACUCGCUGCUAUCACUUUCACUCUAUACUGCUCGUUCUCGAUCACAGGUGUACAUUAUGGAACUGGCCAACAUGAGGCCGAACUACCCGCAGAAAACGUUUCGACAGCACGCAUGUUCUGGUGGAUUUGUUAUCUCAUGUAUGCCAUGACCAUGAUCUUGUCGAAAGUCUCCAUUGGGUGUCUUCUACUCCGCGUCGCUGCCAGGAGACUGCAUACCUGGAUUAUUUACGGUGCCAUGGCUAUUACCGUUGUCACCUGUUUGGUGUUUUUCUUUGUUACCAUAUUUCAAUGCGCGCCGAUAUCAUUCUUUUGGAACAAGAAUCAGGAUGGAACCUGUGUUAGCAUGGACGUCAUCAUUGGGCUGGCAUAUCUGUACAGUGUCUGCAGUGUGUUCACGGACUUUACAUUCGCUCUGCUGCCCGCGUGGAUCAUCUCCGGCCUUCAAUUGAACAUGAGGACCAAGCUUGCCCUCAUUCCUCUGAUGGCAAUGGGUUGUGUUGCCAGUGCAGCUGUCGUUGUUCGAUUCGCCUACCUCCCCCGCUUCCGAGAUCCCGAUUUUCUCUGGGCCACAACGGACAUUGCCAUCUGGUCCACCGUCGAAGAAGGCUUGGCUAUCGCCGCAGGUAGUCUGGCCACCUUGCGUCCGCUACUGAAGCUCGUAGGCUAUAAGCUUGGCCUUACGAGUGGCCGCCCUUCGCAUAUGGGAGCAUCUAGCUACGGAAAGAUGGGAAGCAUGGCAGACAAACUUACCAGCCGACGACGAGGUAGCCAGAGCGCAGGAGGAGUUCUCACCCUGAAGUCUGUACGUGGAGAUGACGAUACCCCCGAAUCAUCUGGCAAACCUCCCGCGUCUUAUGACGUCCGCGUGCUAGGCCGAUCGAAAAAGGAGUCCGCGGAUACGAUUAGCUUAUCGAAUGUGAUCGCCCACAGCAAGACGUAUGAGGUGACAGAAGAGUAUAUUGGUCACCCGUCUACGCCAGAGGAUCAACCCUGGCCCGAAAAAGGGAGACCAGGGAGCACUGAAAGCACGAGACGAUUGAGAUCGGAAUUUUCUGCAGAUCCGAUAUACGGGCAACGUACAAGCCCGGUAUAG